This is a messenger RNA of Emys orbicularis (European pond turtle), 759 nucleotides long. RefSeq names its product cathepsin G-like. The transcript is spliced from 5 exons. NCBI's taxonomy places the organism in Eukaryota, Metazoa, Chordata, Testudines, Emydidae. Gene Ontology annotation, molecular function: serine-type endopeptidase activity. Bases 1 to 759 code for a protein of 252 amino acids. Gene Ontology annotation, biological process: proteolysis. The record is from RefSeq and is a predicted model, not a curated record. Gene Ontology annotation, cellular component: cytoplasm; intracellular membrane-bounded organelle.
AUGUCUCUGACAAUGCAGCUCUUGAUCCUCAUCCUGCUUCUCGUGGCCUUCCUCCUUCCCCCUGGGUCUCAGGCUGGUGAUAUCAUCGGAGGACAGGAAGCCCAGCCCCAUUCCAGGCCCUACAUGGCUUAUUUGGAUAUACAAACGGGAGACAAUAGGUCUCAAUGUGGAGGGUUCCUGGUGUCAGAGAACUUCAUGCUGACGGCCGCUCACUGCAAUGGAGACAGGAUCACUGUGUACCUGGGAGCCCAUAACAUUCAACAAUGGGAACAGAGCCAACAGAAAAUCCCUGUGCACUGCCAGAUCCCCCAUCCACAAUACAACAGAGAGACCCGUAACAAUGAAAUCAUGUUGCUGCAGCUGUCACACAGCGUAGUGCUGAAUAACUGGGUGCGGCACAUCCCUCUGCCAAAUGCCAACUCCAGGGUGAGGCCGGGAUCCAUGUGCAGCGUGGCCGGGUGGGGUCGGACUGGCUUGAACAUAAGAACUGACAUGCUCCGUGAGGUGGACCUGGAGGUCAUGAGGGACAAUGUGUGUGAGCUGUAUUCUGGAUACAACCCCUCAACGAUGCUGUGUGUGGGGAAGCCCAGCAUGCGCAAAUUACCUUAUCGGGGUGAUUCUGGUGGCCCCUUGGCAUGUGACGGAGUGGCCCAGGGCAUCGCUUCAUAUGUUGAUGGGAAUUUCUACCAACCAAGCGUGUUCACAAGACUCUCCACCUUCAUCCCCUGGAUCCAGAACAUUCUGCAGAAACAGCACUAA